Larimichthys crocea (large yellow croaker) is the source of this 1970-nucleotide messenger RNA. It is a transcript of the gene bet1l, whose product is annotated as Bet1 golgi vesicular membrane trafficking protein-like. The transcript is spliced from 4 exons. Bases 76 to 405 code for a protein of 109 amino acids. NCBI's taxonomy places the organism in Eukaryota, Metazoa, Chordata, Actinopteri, Sciaenidae. The record is from RefSeq and is a predicted model, not a curated record.
GAUACCGAUCCGGACGUGGUGGUCACGUGUGCCUAUCAAACUUGCGCACAGCUGAUCGUGACGUCACUCACCAACAUGGCGGACUGGAAUAGAGGUCAUGGCUCUGUGGACGACAUGUUGGACACUGAAAACAAACGUCUGGCUGAAAAUCUGGCCACCAAAGUCUCCAGACUGAAAUCUCUGGCGUACGAAAUCGACAGAGAGGCUGAUGAUCAGAACGAGUAUCUGGACGGCAUGGACUCAAACUUCCUCAGUGCGACAGGUCUGCUGAGUGGCAGUGUGAAACGUUUCUCCACCAUGGUCCGAUCUGGCAGAGACAACCGCCGCAUCCUCUGCUACGUCUCUAUAGGCCUGGUCCUGGCCUUCUUCCUGCUUUACUAUAUGGUCUCCAGGAUUCAACGUUGACAGGGAAACCAGAUCACCCAGGAGCUCAGACUGUAGACUCUGAUAUCGUAUUUUUCUCUGCGCUUCUCCUGCACAGGAGAAGACUUUUUAUUCUGCAGCAAAGUGGGAAAACAGGAAGUAGACAGAAAACAUUUUGUUGAAUUGUCUGAACUGACCAGCAGGGGUUGUUGGCCAGCUAAACAUGGAAAACUAUAGUGGGUGUGGGCUUACUAAAGAUGAUGGUGUCUAUAUUAAAUACAAAACACAAACUUAUCUGACCUUUCCACCGACUGGACUUAGACUCUGCACCGCUUUUGUCCCUUCCUGCUGCAGCCAGAAAGUCUGAAUAUGGCUGUAGAGAAGGUGGAGCCUGGAAUCAGUUCAGGUGGGUGUGGUGCCCACCACAGCUGAAUGUGACAGGCUGAUGAACUUGUCAAUCAAGACCAGUAGCUGUGAUUCUGUUCCAGACUGCACAAUAAUGGAAUGACUUAUACUUAAUAACACAUCUCCAUAAAAUAACAAAUCUCCAUAAAAUAACAAAUCGCCAUAAAACUUUUAUUGGCAGUGUUAUUCCAAGCUCAAAAGUUCCGUACAUGCUUAUUUUAUUAUUUCCUAUUGGUACAAAACUGAAGUUUUCUCAUAGAUGUUCAGUAUUCAACCAGCGAGUCCACUAAUAUGUGACACUUAAUAUGCAAUACACAUUGCCUGCCAAUUUAUUUGCAGGAUGGAAUUUGGAAUUUUUGGUGCGCCAGGUCAUCACCGUGUGUUGAAGACUGUCAACUGACUGUUUAAUGUAGAUUUUUUUUACACCUCAGUACGUUAACAAGUUUGCAGGUAGCUUUCUUCAGCGUCUAAUGACAUUUUGUGGGUCCUGCAGUUCAUUUACAUAUAAAGCUAUAAAUACACACAUCAUACCAUGUGAUUCUAUUUUUUCUAAAAAAACAAACAAACCUUCAAACAUCAGCUUGUUCAGUUGUGUUUUACUUUAGUUUGAGCAGUACAGUUCAGCCUGUUAUCUUCUAAUAAUAUUAAAUGUUUGGACCUGUUCUGUUUAUGGUUUACAGGGGCAUGCAUCAUUCUAACAUUUUUUUAUUAUUUACAAAAUCCAGUCAGUCGGCAGAGCAGAUCACUGCUGCAAGAGACUGGAGGAGAUUCAAGAGGGUCACUAAGAGUUUCCUUCCUUUUUUUUCUGUUUACAUUCCAGCUGUCUGGACUGUUGAUCAGCCACAGCCUCCAUUCAUUAUUAAUACACAUACACAAUAAAUCAUUUUAAUUGUGGAACUUUUGGGGGAUAUUUGCUCAUUUUUACAUGGUUUAUUUACAAUCUGGGUAUUAUGUGAGAUAUAGUAAAAAGAAUAUUUAUGACUUUAUCAAAGAUUUUAUUUUGAUAAUCAAAAACACCAACAGAACAGAAUUUAACAACACAUCACAUCAGUGUCAUUUGACCCCAGGGCUGUACUUUGUGUCCAAGGAUGACCUGAAGUCACUCAAGUCAUGAAGGAAUGAGACAAACCAGGACUAAAGUUCUGAUGGGGAGAAACAGUUACUUGAACUUUGCCUUAAUGUAUAAUAAAAGAUAAAAAAAA